AUGCCAUCGGGGAAGCUCUGGAGCGUCCUGGGGCUCUGCCUCUUAUCCGUUGGCGCUUGGGGGCAAGAAGAGAAUAAAGACAGUGACUCUUCACCUUCUCCAAAGACAUUUAAAGUCUCCAUCUCCGGAACCAGUGUGGAAUUGACAUGUCCUGAGGAACCUGAUUCUGAGCAAAUAAAAUGGGAAAAAGAUGGCGUAGAAAAAAAAAAUCAUCACGAGGAACAGCUGUUAAUAGACAAUUUCUCCGAAAUGAAAGACAGUGGUCAUUACAGCUGCUACAAAGAGAGUGGCAAUCGCCACUACCUCUACCUGAAAGCAAGAGUGUGUGAGAACUGCAUGGAGGUGGACGUAAUGGUCGUGGCCGGCAUCGUCGUGGCCGACGUGUGCCUCACGCUGGGCGUGCUGCUGCUGGUGUACCGCUGGAGCAAGAGCAGGAAGGCCAAGGCCAAGCCGGUGGCCAGAGGCGGGGGUGGCGGCCGGCCCGGCGGACAAAACAAGGAGAGGCCGCCACCGGUGCCCAACCCCGACUAUGAGCCCAUCAGGAAAGGCCAGAGGGACCUGUACUCCGGACUGAACCAGAGAGGCAUCUGA
Pipistrellus nathusii (Nathusius's pipistrelle) is the source of this 591-nucleotide messenger RNA. Lineage: Eukaryota; Metazoa; Chordata; Mammalia; Chiroptera; Vespertilionidae. The record is from the annotation of a GenBank genome assembly.